GCUGGCUCACCAGGCCCCAGCCCACAUGCCUGCUUAAAGCCCUCUCCAUCCUCUGCCUCACCCAGUCCCUGCCGAGGCUGAGCAGACGCCUCCAGGAUCUGUCGGCAGCUGCUGUUCUGAGGGAGAGCAGAGACCAUGUCUGACACGGAAGAGGUGGUGGAAGAGUACGAGGAGGAGGAGCAGGAAGAAGCAGCUGUUGAAGAAGAGGAAGACUGGAGAGAGGAUGAAGACGAGCAGGAGGAGGCAGCAGAAGAGGAUGCUGAGGAUGGGGCUGAAGCAGAGGCUGAGACCGAGGAGACCAGGGCAGAAGAAGAUGGAGAAGAAGAGGAAGCAAAGGAAGCUGAAGAUGGCCCAAUGGAGGAGUCCAAACCCAAGCCCAGGUCGUUCAUGCCCAACUUGGUGCCUCCCAAGAUCCCCGAUGGAGAGAGAGUGGACUUUGAUGACAUCCACCGGAAGCGCAUGGAGAAGGACCUGAAUGAGUUGCAGGCGCUGAUUGAGGCUCACUUUGAGAACAGGAAGAAGGAGGAGGAGGAGCUCGUUUCUCUGAAGGACAGGAUCGAGAAGACGUCGGGCAGAGCGGCGGAGCAGCAGCGCAUCCGGAAUGAGCGGGAAGAGCGGCAGAACCGCCUGGCUGAAGAGAGGGCUCGACGAGAGGAGGAGGAGAACAGGAGGAAGGCUGAGGAUGAGGCCCGGAAGAAGAAGGCUUUGUCCAACAUGAUGCAUUUUGGGGGUUACAUCCAGAAGCAGGCCCAGACAGAGCGGAAAAGUGGCAAGAGGCAGACCGAGCGGGAAAAGAAGAAGAAGAUUCUGGCUGAGAGGAGGAAGGUGCUGGCCAUCGACCACCUGAAUGAAGAUCAGCUAAGGGAGAAGGCCAAGGAGCUGUGGCAGAGCAUCUAUAACUUGGAGGCAGAGAAGUUCGACUUGCAGGAGAAGUUCAAGCAGCAGAAAUACGAGAUCAAUGUUCUCCGAAACAGGAUCAACGAUAACCAGAAAGUCUCCAAGACCCGCGGGAAGGCCAAAGUCACCGGGCGCUGGAAGUAGGGCCCAGCCUCCUUCACCAAAGAUCUGCUCCUCGAUCACACCUGUCUCCGGCCUGCACUCCCCCAGUUCCUGGGUCCUCCUGGGCUCCCCGGACAGCUCCUGUUUGGAAAUGGGGAGCUGGUCUAGGUGGAAGCCACCCCUCGUGCCUGCCCCCACACCCACUUCACGCCCGUAAUAAAAAGCCACCACACACUGA
Cercocebus atys (sooty mangabey) is the source of this 1237-nucleotide messenger RNA. RefSeq names its product troponin T type 2 (cardiac) (gene TNNT2). Gene Ontology annotation, molecular function: troponin C binding; tropomyosin binding; troponin I binding. The record is from RefSeq and is a predicted model, not a curated record. NCBI's taxonomy places the organism in Eukaryota, Metazoa, Chordata, Mammalia, Primates, Cercopithecidae. Gene Ontology annotation, biological process: cardiac muscle contraction; sarcomere organization; regulation of muscle contraction. Gene Ontology annotation, cellular component: troponin complex.